AUGGCGUCUCAAAACAGUGAUGAGUCAUUUCAGCUCUAUGACCUCCGCGUCGAAGUAGUCUGCCCACCUGGUCGCCGGAUCAUGUGUGGCGCCAAAGACGGGGACUACUUUAUGCUUCAGGGUGAGAUGUUGUACCUGCCUCCGAAUCAAGGCUUCAGCAUAUACAGUCUGGAAUUACUGCAAGAAACGAUUGGAUCACGUCCGAGGCUCUGGUUGCUUGUCCAGAUGCACACUGCCCUUCACAGCUUCGAAUUGUACGACAAGGCCUCCGGACGUUUGGCCAUUCUGAGACGACGCUAG
Grosmannia clavigera kw1407 is the source of this 300-nucleotide messenger RNA. RefSeq lists its product as uncharacterized. The coding region runs from base 1 to 300 and encodes 99 amino acids. NCBI's taxonomy places the organism in Eukaryota, Fungi, Ascomycota, Sordariomycetes, Ophiostomatales, Ophiostomataceae. The record is from RefSeq and is a predicted model, not a curated record. The transcript has 2 exons.